AUGUCUUCUCGUUGGAUAGCUGCGAUUUGUUUCAUUUGCGUUGGUCAAGCUUUGUGUUCAAGUACUGAUUCACAGCGUGAAUUUCUUAAAAUAAGUCCGGCACAGAAUCAAUUGCUAAAAGAAGAAUGUAGCAAUUUGAACAGUCAUGCCGGAUCUGUCUUCAAAUUGUUAUCAGGAGGAUUAGAAGAAAAUUAUGAUCUGUUUAACUUUAUGGUUCAGAUUAUCCAUGUAAAGCAAAAAGGGGAUGGAAAGUUAGAUAUUGUAAGUAUUUGUUCGGGUGCUGUCAUUAGCGAUAUUCAUAUUAUUACAGCUGCUAGCUGCUUCGAUUAUGAAUACAACGGUAUUGUAAAUACGCCAUUAAGUGAAUUCAAGAUUUAUGGUGGAUCAUUUUGCUUAUAUAUGAAUAAAAAACAAGCCCUGUAUGAUAAUAUCGUCAGGAAAGAAUGUCCUGAUGUGAAGUCAUAUUCGGAUCAAGUACUCUCAAUCAAGCCCAUUUCGUUGCUUAUACCAAUGGCAUCAGUCAUCAGUAACUUGCAUGGAAUUCCUUUCUACGGGCCAUAUUCGGAUAUUGCUAUAUUUGAAGUAGAGAGUUUGAGUAAUAUACCAAAAAAUCAUGAUUAUGAUUUAAUUAGUCCAAUUUGCAUCGCUUCGCCAUUGAUGCCUGAACGUGCAACACCUGUUUAUACCAUUGCUUCAUUCGGCCGCAGAAAAGAAAUUCUAGAAAGUAUAAAGUAUAACGACGGAGAGAAUCCGAUUAAUGUGAGAUUGAAUAUUGAACACGAAUACAAUGUUCACAUUAACAAAUGUCCAAGUAGUAUUCAUGUAGAAGCCUGUAAAAAUAUUAUAAUUAUUGAACCAGACUUGCCUGCAGCUGAGGGUGACAAUGGUUCACCAGUAAUGGUAACUUUCGGUAAGAAGCACUUUUUAGUAGGUGUUCUCUCAGCCCGUGAAAAUGUUGGACCAGCUUACAAGAAAUAUAUUCUUGCAACACAUAUCACUGAGUUUCAUAGAUCCAUUUGUAAUUAUACUGGCAUUUGUAUGCUUGAGAAUAGCACUGAUAUUUUGAGUGAAUCAGAACAGGCGAUUCUAAUCACAAAAGACGAUGAUGGCAAAUCUGUUUUUGGUAACGGUACGUCAAUUUUUUAG
This is a messenger RNA of Thelazia callipaeda (thelaziosis nematode), 1146 nucleotides long. Lineage: Eukaryota; Metazoa; Nematoda; Chromadorea; Rhabditida; Thelaziidae. The record is from the annotation of a GenBank genome assembly.